This is a messenger RNA of Trichogramma pretiosum, 753 nucleotides long. RefSeq lists its product as uncharacterized. The transcript has 3 exons. Lineage: Eukaryota; Metazoa; Arthropoda; Insecta; Hymenoptera; Trichogrammatidae. The record is from RefSeq and is a predicted model, not a curated record. The coding region runs from base 1 to 753 and encodes 250 amino acids.
AUGAUGAAAAUCGCCUUGAUCGUCUGCGUCGUCGCCUUGAGCAGCUGCUGCCUCGGCCAACCGUUGCAACAGGAGCCGGUACAGCAGCCACAGGGCAGUCUUCUGGAGCAGGCCUACGACGUCUACAGCUCGUGCUCGAGCGACUCGGACAUCGCGACGUGCCUCAAGCUGAAGGCGUUGAGAUUCGUCGACAGGGCCGCGAGAUCCGCGGAGAUCAACGUGGUCGACGGUGUGAAAAUCGUCCAGAGCGAGGAAGCCAAGGCCAACAGCCGCGCCGACAACGCCAGGUCGCUGAACGACAUCGAGGCUAGCCUGCCCACCGAGCUCGAGGCCCGCGAGAGCGCCGUCAACGACGUCCUCUACGAUCGCGCGGCCCGCUUCCUCUCGACCCACACCGUCGAGCUGUCCAUGCCCGAGGAGCUCUCCCGCUCCCUCGGAGAAGCCCGCGGCAAAAAGAAGAAGAUCGUCAAAUCUCUGCUGCCUAUCCUCCUCCUGCUGAAGCUCAAGGCCGCCGCUCUCAUCCCCAUCCUCCUCGGUGGUCUGGCCCUGCUCGCCUUCAAAGCCCUGAUCAUCGGCAAGGUCGCCCUCAUCAUCUCCGCCGUUCUGCUGCUCCAGAAACUCUUCGGCAACAAGCACCAGAGCUACGAAGUGGUCAGCCACGAGAUCCCACACCAUCACGAGGAGCAUCACGGCGGCGGCUGGGCCCGAUCCCUCGAGAUGGCCUACGCCGCCCACAAGCCAACGAGCGCCUAA